Malaclemys terrapin pileata is the source of this 1515-nucleotide messenger RNA. It is a transcript of the gene TTC9, whose product is annotated as tetratricopeptide repeat domain 9. Bases 212 to 784 code for a protein of 190 amino acids. The record is from RefSeq and is a predicted model, not a curated record. Lineage: Eukaryota; Metazoa; Chordata; Testudines; Emydidae. Gene Ontology annotation, molecular function: protein binding. The transcript is spliced from 3 exons.
CUCCUUCCGGGUUAGCCGGCGCUCGCUCUCCCCGUGCGCGGGGGAGGCGGCAGCACCAGCACCAGCCGGCCCGCAGGGCGCGGGCGGGGGAGCGGCGCCCGGCAGCGGGAGGCGGCGCAGCGCAGCGCGGCGCGGCGCUGGGGCGUUCGGCUGCUCGGAGGCUUGAAGCCCAUUUCCCGCCCGGCGGCGGCGGAGUGCGGGGGCGGCGGGGAUGGAGCGGCAGAGCCCGGCUGCAGGGCGCUGCGCCGCGGGAGCCCAGGCUGGUGCGGAGCCCGGCGAGCUCCUCCAGCGAGCCCUGGAGUUCAAGAGCCAAGGGGCGCAGUGCUACAAGGACAAAAAAUUCCGCGAGGCCAUCGGCAAGUACCACCGGGCGCUGCUGGAGCUGAAGGGGCUGCCGCCGCCGGCCCCGCCGGAGCCCAGCUCCUCCGCCAGCUGCGCCGCCAGCCCGGGGGUCCAGCUCACCGCGGAGCAGAGCCAGAGCGCGGAGAGCAUCGAGAUCGAUUGUUACAACAGCCUGGCAGCAUGUCUGCUCCAGGCUGAGCUGGUGAAUUAUGAGCGAGUCAAGGAGUAUUGCCUCAAAGUGCUUAAGAAGGAAGGAGAGAACUUCAAGGCACUCUAUCGAUCGGGCGUAGCAUUCUACCACCUUGGUGACUUCAACAAGGCACUGCACUAUUUGAAAGAAGCAAGGUCCCGACAGCCGACAGAUACCAAUGUCAUACGGUAUAUCCAGCUGACGGAAAUGAAGCUUAGUAGAUGUUCCCAGAGGGAGAAAGAAGCCUUGUAAAAAGGAACCUGCUCCAGUGACAAGGGGGACAUUUCCUUCCCAGUUGCUCAAUGGGUGGAUUUGUCCAUUUGCUUCACUCUGUCCCCAUCUCUCCAUCCUCCCUCGAACGCUCUUAAUUUAAUCCCAAUUUUAGAAGAGACUCGGACUCUGGGUUUGGCUGCUUGGCAGCACAGUGGUCAUAACCCAGUCCCCUCAGUGGGAGAGCACAGUGACUGCAGCCUGCCUGAUUCCGGGACAGUGGCAGAAGGUUGGAGGACGUGAUGAGAGGCACAUCUUUAACUGUGGGCUGAGUGCUCGCUGCAAUUCUGCACUGAAGAAAGCAUCUCUGAGGCUAUGAUUUACCAACCAACAAACUGGAGACAAGCAUUUCCUACUGGUAGCUAUCACUGGAAUUCUACAGAGCCAGAAAACUAAGAGAGCUGUUGGCCACUUCAGGAGGGGAAGCAGAUUCCCCUUUCACCAGUUCCCUUGUGCCUUCCUCUCUGGCUCUGUAUUUUAAGGCCCUGUAGGAGUUCACAUAUUCCAGAACCACUGCCAAUUAAACCCAGUCUAAACAUCUUUUUAAUAAAAGCCCAGAGCCCCCUGUGAUACUCCUAAACAGCAGUCCCAAUGCUGGGUGGGAGUGGAUUCUGGGAGUGCUGUGGAACUCUGAAGGGUCUGAGGUGCACUGCACAGUAUGGGGAUUAAACUGGAAUAAUUAUCUGCCAAUAAAAAUUGUGAAUGAUCAACAA